Messenger RNA from Phascolarctos cinereus (koala), 2879 nucleotides. Lineage: Eukaryota; Metazoa; Chordata; Mammalia; Diprotodontia; Phascolarctidae. The record is from RefSeq and is a predicted model, not a curated record.
UAUGAUGCGGAAGUCUUCUAUGAGAUGAUUCUUCAUGGUAAACAAAUGGUGCUUCAUCUGAGAAAGACAGAGGACCUUUUAUCCCCAAACUACAGUGAAACACAUUACUCCCAAGGAGGGGAGGAGAUCACCAUGAAUCCUCAGUUCAUGGAUCACUGUUAUUACCAAGGGCAUAUUCUUCAUGAAAAGGACUCUGCUGCUAGCAUUAGUACUUGUGAUGGCUUGAGGGGAUACUUCAGGAAGCAUGAUCAAAGGUAUCUCAUCGAACCUCUAGAGCACUCUGAUCAGGGAGAGCACGCCAUCUUCAAAUAUGACCACAAGACCCAAGACACAAGCAAUGGGAGCUGUGUGGUGGACAACUUCUCCAAGGCAGAUGCCAUCACUCAGGCCCCCAGGUCUGGCCUCAGUUUAGAAAUGCAAAUGUACUUAAAAGAAAAGAAGUAUAUUGAACUCUUCAUUGUUGCUGAUCAUGCCUUGUACCGAAGACAUAACCAUGUGCAGAAAUGGCUGCGUACCCGGAUUUUCAGCAUGGUCAAUUUUGUCAACAUGCUUUAUAAGACCUUGAAUACUCGAGUGAUCUUGGUUGGUCUUGAAAUGUGGACAAACGGAGAUAAAAUAGAAGUCAAUUCAAACCUGGGUACCACCCUCCUUUACUUUGGUGGCUGGCAGGAGACAACCUUGAAAAAACGAAAGAAUUUUGAUCAUGCUCUGCUACUCAGCGGAAACUGGCUCUCACAGACUGCUCAGGGAACAGCAUUCCCUGGAGGGAUGUGUGUGCCCUACCAUUCCUCCAGUAUUGUAAAGGAUCACUUACAUGAUACCAACAUGGUGGCUGACAAAAUGGUGCACGAGCUGGCUCACAGCCUUGGAAUGCGGCAUGACACCUAUCCCUGUACCUGUACCUAUGGACGAUGUGUGAUGGAUGGAGGAGGAAGCAUCCCCUCCCAAGGAUUCAGCAAAUGCAACAGGAACCAAUAUCGUCAAUAUCUCCUGGAUUACAAGCCCAUGUGCAUCCUUAACAUUCCACUUUCUAAGGACAUAGUUACACUCCCAAAGUGUGGGAACCAUAUAUUAGAAGUGGGAGAGGAGUGUGAUUGUGGCAGCUUGGAGGACUGUACCAAUGUUUGCUGUGAAGCCAAGAAGUGUACACUGAAGCCUGGAAGUGCCUGUGGAGGGGGAGAAUGUUGCGAGUCUUGUAAGAUUAAGAAAGCUGGGGCCCUGUGCAGAACAGCCAAAGAUGAGUGUGAUCUGCCCGAGGUGUGUGAUGGCUUCUCCCCUAAGUGUCCUGUGGACCAAUUCCAAGUGAAUGGAUUUCCUUGCCAAAACUCUGAAGGCUAUUGUUUCAUGGGGAAAUGCCCCACUCGAGACAGUCAGUGUUCUGAGAUGUUCAAAGAUGAGGCUAAAAGUGGUCAUGAUAUCUGCUACGAAAAAAAUAAAGGAGGACAUAAAUUCGGUUACUGCAAAAAGGUGGACAACAGAUUUAUUCCCUGCAGUGAAAAAGAUCUGAAAUGUGGGAAGAUAUACUGCACUGGAGGCCAGUACUUUCCAACCUAUGGGGAGGACAAAACCUACCACCUUAAGAUUCCAGAGCAGAAUAUUACAGUGGAAUGCAAAACAUUCUUCCCAUUCCAGUACAGAGAAGAUCUAGGCAUGGUUGUUUCAGGAACAAAAUGUGGGGAUGGAAAGGUGUGCAAAAAUGGUGAAUGUAUGAAUAUUGAGACAGUCUAUGAUGCCACCAAUUGCUCUUCCCAGUGCCCAGGAAAUGCUGUAUGUGAUAGCCAACUCCAAUGUCAAUGUGAAGGGCUGACACAUCCUAAUUGUGAGGACACCACGUUUACUACCAAUAUCUCUAUUGUGGCUGGAGUGCUGACCAUGGUCCUGGCCACAGUUGUGAUUGCUGUUUUGUUUGUCCAUCGCCAAAAGGCCAGUAAGCAGAAGCAAGUUCAUGGCCCUCCCACCACCACACCUUCAUUGGGCAAUCAAGGGCACUCAAGUGAGGAGCCACCGCAGACCAGGACCGAGCCAGUUGUUUGCGCCCAAGAUCAAAAUGCUUCAGACACCUUUGAGGAUAUCCCUGCUGGUUAUUCAAGUCCACAGUACAUUACCAUGAGAUCAGCUGGUAAGGAAUCCAGAGGAGCUCCAGUCUCCAACCAAAAUGUUAGAAUACCACCUGCAAAACCAAGGAUUCCUCCACCACCAAUUCCUACCAUGACACCACCUUUCUCUCCCCAGGGGUUGAAAUUAGAAGCCCAAAACAGCCCUACCAGGCUAAGUUGAGAAUUCUGGAUGGAUGUGAGACCUUCAUGACCUACAAAAGCUACAUGUUAUUGAAUUUCUAAAUGUCAUGAAACAGAGCAGACAAGUUGUUUUUUAACACCACCACGUUGUAUGAGACCCACUGUUUCAAUGUAUGUUCUGGUAAUUUCCUCUUAUGAGACUAGGGAACAUCUGGCCAAAUAGCCUCUGAGGUCCAGUUUAUGCUAUUACAUCAAAACAAUAAAUUAGGACUUUGGGGGUGGAGUGGGGAAGAAUAGGAUAUUCCCUACCUCAUGGGAGAGUCAAGAAAUUUCCUUUCACCUGAACACUAUGCCUUGAAUACAACUAGGCCCACACCAGCUUGAAAGGUGAUAGGUGGGGCAAGGUAACUAUGACAGUUAGGUCAAUGCUGCCAUGUACCAAUUUAUCUUCAUUCUUUAGAAAACAAAUACACCAUUGUCCUGAUUUGCCUUGUUUUAUUCAAUGGGAGCACUAGGUAGCAGUGACAGAUCUCUUGGACUUGAUGGCAUUUGAGGUCUUUUGUGACUGUGGUGUUUAAAAAGUUGGAGAGCAUAAUUUCUGAGUAAUUAGUCAUUUUAUUAAUAAUACCAGCAUUUUAAUAA